This is a messenger RNA of Musca domestica (house fly), 970 nucleotides long. It is a transcript of the gene TpnC4, whose product is annotated as troponin C. The record is from RefSeq and is a predicted model, not a curated record. The coding region runs from base 234 to 695 and encodes 153 amino acids. Gene Ontology annotation, molecular function: enzyme regulator activity; calcium ion binding. The transcript has 6 exons. Lineage: Eukaryota; Metazoa; Arthropoda; Insecta; Diptera; Muscidae.
GCAAAUCAACAGAGUUGAGUGAUUAUCGUGGUGCGCUAACGUGAACAACACACAUUUUUUCGGUCCGGACGAUAGUCGUAGUCACCGAUUUUCUCUUCACAACAACACAGCUUUUUACAAUUUUAAAUUUUUUGUAGUUUUCCAUAUUUAUCUCCUGUUUUCACCAAGCGGGUACAGCCCUUGAAAGGAUAUUUCUUCGUGACCUAUCGGAUUAACAACAAAGACUACACAAAAUGACAGAACAAGAAUACGACAAAGAGCAAUUGAGAAUUUUGCGCAACGCCUUCAAAGCCUUCGACCACGAGGACAAAGGUUUCAUCGAUCACAGUGAUGUUCAUCAAAUUCUCGAAAUUCUAGGGCAAAAACUAGAUGAAAAGGCGGUAAAGGCCCUUAUCAAAGAGGUUGAUAAGGGCAACACCGGCAAAUUGGAUUUCAGUAAAUUCUGCAAAUUGGCUGCCCGUUUCGUCGAGGUUGAGGAGGAUGGACCGGUGUUGAUGAGCGAGCUGAAGGAGGCCUUCCGUGUCUAUGACAAGGAGGGCAAGGGCUAUCUGACAGUACAAACAUUGCGUAGUAUUCUGCAUGAAUUGGAUGAUAAGUUGUCGAACCAGGACUUGGAUAUGAUCAUUGAGGAAAUUGAUGCUGAUGGUUCGGGUACUGUGGAUUUUGAUGAAUUCAUGCAAGUGAUGACAGGUUAAAUUUUAAGUUCUCUUCAUCAUUUUCUUCAUUUUGGCUCCGAUUUAGGGGGCGGCUUUGGAAGGCAAAGAAGACAUAAACAAACAAAAUAUUUAUUUUUCUUAUUAUUUUACAAAAAUUUUGUUUAACAGCAUAUUUUAUUUCCACCUCAGUGUUGAAUCAAUAUUUACCAACCAGAUUUUUUUGAUUUAGCUGAAAUAAAAAGAGGAAAAUUAUGAAAUUAGAUUUUUAGUUAAAAAAAUUAAUUAUUUUUAUUUGUUAUUCCACUGUAAAAAGU